AUUCUUUGGCAGAACCUCUCGAAGUCGAAGUCUCGUAGGAUGGAUAUAUUUCUCAUAAAGUAGUAUAUUUCUAAUAAAAUGAAGUUAUAUGGAAAAUAAAGAAAUCGGCGUAUCUAUACAGAAGUAAUUGCACUAAAAUCACUUAAAUUUCUUGGAAGAAAUAAGAAACAAAUGUGAUGGAAAUGGAUAAAUCUAACCAUGUUGAAAUCAAUGGUGAUCGCUUCGUGCAUCGUUUAAAAGAAUUGACAGAUGCAGAGAAACAGUGUCUAGAGAGUCAAAACAUGCGCAUUAUUCCUAAAUUAAAAGCAGCGAAAUUAGAAAAAGAUGCAAAACGCCAUUGGGAUAUUUUCUACAAACGUAAUGAGACGAAGUUUUUUCGUGACCGGCACUGGACUACACGUGAGUUUCAAGAAUUAAUUAACUUUGAUCCAGAUGAACGUAUCUUUUAUCUAGAGUUAGGCUGCGGAGUUGGCAACAUGAUAUUUCCCCUUGUUGAGGAAGGAUUCUCGAAUUUUUAUUUCUACGCGUGUGACUUUUCACCACGUGCAGUCGAGUUUGUCAAGCGAAAUAAGCUCUACGAUGAUAACCGAAUGAAAGCAUUUUGUGCCGAUCUGACUACGGAUGAUUUGUUUGAUAGCGUUACUGAAAAUAGUGUGGAUCUUGCAAGCCUCAUCUUCGUUCUAUCCGCGAUCGAUCCCACUCAUUGGUCACACGUUGCCACGGUGGCUUAUAAAGCCCUAAAGCCUGGCGGCAUGCUUUUAUUCCGAGAUUAUGGUAGAUACGAUAUGGCGCAACUACGCUUUAAGGCAGGACAUAAAAUAUCUGACAACUUCUAUAUGCGGCAGGAUGGUACAAGGAGCUAUUAUUUCACUGAGGAGGAACUGCUGAAACUAUUCAUGGAGACAGGCUUUGAGAUCAUUAUGAACACUUAUGUUCAGCGUCGAACUGUCAACUUUAAGGAGGGCAUUGAUGUGCCCCGUAUAUUUGUCCAGGGGAAAUAUAGGAAGCCUUUGGAAGGGAAAUCUAUUAGCACCUGUGAAGGAUGACUAUGCAGCAUAAAAUAAUGAUUACAUUGGUGUGGCUUAAUUUUUUUUAGAUUUCAUCAUCAUCAUCAUAAUUACAGCCCAUCACAAGUCUGUAGCUGAACAAUAUCCAAAGAAUGCCACAAAGCAUGGUUCUGAGUCAACUGCAACUGUCUUGGAUUACAAAAUGGGCACAUAGAGUUAAAAGAUCUGAAUAUCAAAAAGUGAGCACAAGGAGUUGAAAGAAAAAUAUGGAGUAGUCAAAUGUAUUUUGUGGAAUAAUCAAAUAUUCAGCCAAAUUCAAGACUAUACUAUGUUACCGACUAUUGUUGCAUUCAAUUUUUAUACUAGAUAUCAUAGUAUAUUGGAAAAAAAAUUGUGAAACAUCCUUAUUGCAUAUGGGAGAUGCUAAAAAUGAAAGUUAAUAAGUGCCAUUUGUGUGUCACAUGUUCGAAAUGUCAAUACCCGGCCACUGAGAUGACUGAUAUUGGAUUGGCUAAUGUUAUGUUUCCAGGUUCUACAAAUCAAUACCAAACCACGGAAGGUGGAUCAGAUAACGCUAUGCUGUCAGUCAACAUUUCAUCAAUAAUUUAGACUGCUACUGAUUUACUGCUGUUUGGAGUUUGAUUACAUAAUGCCGUGUUGAAAAUCCAUGACAAGACAGUAAAUAAUGGUGCUGUAAUAUCUACGGAGCGGAGUUUUCGAAAGUCUGAAAGCGAUUUCCUGACGAUAAUGAGCUCAAGUCCGCUUUGAAUGAGCAUUUUUCAGCCCAAGACGAAGAAUAUUUUUUCAAAGGAAUAGAAAAGCUUUUUUCACGAACAAGUAAAUGUAUUUAUGUCGUGGGAGAUUAUAUUG
This is a messenger RNA of Parnassius mnemosyne (clouded apollo), 1877 nucleotides long. The record is from the annotation of a GenBank genome assembly. NCBI's taxonomy places the organism in Eukaryota, Metazoa, Arthropoda, Insecta, Lepidoptera, Papilionidae.